Lucilia cuprina (Australian sheep blowfly) is the source of this 500-nucleotide messenger RNA. RefSeq names its product N(G),N(G)-dimethylarginine dimethylaminohydrolase 1-like. Gene Ontology annotation, biological process: positive regulation of nitric oxide biosynthetic process; arginine metabolic process. Gene Ontology annotation, molecular function: dimethylargininase activity; amino acid binding. The transcript has 2 exons. NCBI's taxonomy places the organism in Eukaryota, Metazoa, Arthropoda, Insecta, Diptera, Calliphoridae. The record is from RefSeq and is a predicted model, not a curated record. The coding region runs from base 40 to 354 and encodes 104 amino acids.
CAGGUCGGUGGUCCUAAAUGUCUUAAAUACUAUGUCACCAUGGCUGGUCCCGACGUUUUGUGCGUUAGCAAUAGUAAAAUAUGUGUUGAAAUUAUAAAACGAAUGGAGCGAGAAGCUAGUUUUAAAUAUCAAAAAAUUACGCUACCCGAAGAACAUGCAGCCAAUAUGUUAUACAUCAAUGGUACAUUAGUACAUAGAUCACCAUCUGAAAUUCCAGAAUCGCACAAAAUUAUUAAAGAAAAGAUUGACAUUCCUACGCGCAAUAUUAAUAUUAGUGAAUUUAGCCAAUUUUCUUUGGGUUUAAGCUCAUCUUGUCUUCUGCUCAGACGUUGGAAGUCUAUACGCAGCAUUUAGAUUAUUAAAUAAAAUAAUUUUUUUUUAAGUUAAGAAAACAAAUCAAAGAUAAACAAAAUUUUAUGGCAAUAUUAAUUCUGGUUAACAAAAUUUUCUAUCUUCCGUAGUUCUUAAAAAAAUGUAGCUAAAUUGAAAUUUAUUAUUGC